UGAUGCGUCUAAGAAAUUGAAAGAAAAUUCUGUAAGAGAAAAAUCUCUCAAGAAACCCGUUGUUGAAGACCCAUUAAUGGAGAACGACUCAAUAAUUAUGUCCUCUGAAUUCAGUACUGAGAGAAAAAGAAAGAGAAAAUCAAGCAAGAGGAAGGCAAAAAGCAAUGGCAGAAGUGGAGAAGGAUCUUCAUCAAGAAACAACAAGAAAAGACGAAUUAAUCUAACGGAAGAGCCAGCGCCUCCAUUACCCAUACAAUUCAAAAAUGCAAUUAAAACCCUAGCACAAGGUAGAAGUGUCUCGGAAAUAAAGUUGGGAAUACAGAAGCAAUUAUUCGCCAGUGAUAUGGCUCAGGAUCAAAACCGCUUCACCAUUCCGGCAAAUCAGAUUAGAGAGGAGUUCCUGAGCUAUGAAGAGAAGACAAAUCUGUCAAAGUACGUGAGUAAGAGACGAAAAAUGGAUAUGAAAGUGAAGAUAAUCGAGCCAUUGCUUGGAGAAGGAAGGGUGGAGUUGAGAAGAUGGGACUUGAAGAAAUAUUCUGGACGUUCAAGUUCGUCGUACGUGUUGAAUAAAACUUGGGGCGAAAUUCGUGAGAAUAAUAAACUCAAGAUUGGAGAUGUCAUGCAACUUUGGGCUGUUCGAGUCGAUGAAGAAUUGCUGUUUGCUCUUGUCAAGCUUGCCUGA
Messenger RNA from Olea europaea var. sylvestris, 682 nucleotides. Its product is annotated as B3 domain-containing protein At2g32645-like. Gene Ontology annotation, molecular function: DNA binding. Lineage: Eukaryota; Viridiplantae; Streptophyta; Magnoliopsida; Lamiales; Oleaceae. The transcript has a single exon. Bases 77 to 682 code for a protein of 201 amino acids. The record is from RefSeq and is a predicted model, not a curated record.